Messenger RNA from Echinostoma caproni, 1164 nucleotides. The record is from the annotation of a GenBank genome assembly. NCBI's taxonomy places the organism in Eukaryota, Metazoa, Platyhelminthes, Trematoda, Plagiorchiida, Echinostomatidae.
AUGAACGAUGAGGUCCAAUUGGUUUCCGCAAAACGUGUGCAUGCGGAUGUGGAAAGUGUGAAACAAAUUCGUGAAUUGCAAAAAGAAAUCGAAUUCGACCUAGAAAAUCUGAGAGAUUAUCAGACGGAAAUUCAUGGACCUUUGACAAUAACCUAUCGAUUACACGAUAAUAUUCCCUCUGAUAGCCUGUGUGGUUCGAUUCGUGUCCGUUUAGAUCGUACCUGUUUUGUACGCAUCAAUCCAGAUAUACAAACACAAAUGCAUUACGAGGAUGAGGAAGCGAAAUUUAACUACCUAAUUCUUCGCAAAGCAUUUGAUUUUUUAGAAAGUUGGCGCUCGGUUGUCCUGUCGUCAGAAAUGAAAUCCCGAUUACAGUUGGCUCGAUCGCAGUCACGGGAUUUGGGUUUUCCUCUGUUCGAGAACGAUACAGAUAUUUAUCUUCCGUGUCGUUUCAGUUUGUUUCAACAAUUAUUCACAUUGGACAACAAAUUUUUACCGUUGCAAAAACGCGGAGCUUUCGUCAUUGUCGACUAUCACAUCAAGUGUCCCGAAUUGGAUCCGAUGGAGUUAAUCAAUAUGGCUUUGGAACGGGAUGUGGGCAAGAUGAAAGCCGCCAUAUUGGGGGUGGAUGAUACACGCUAUAUGAAAUUGGAGAAUGUGGUGAUGGAGGAUACCAAAGAGGUUCGUCUGUCUUGCCGUUUGACUCGAUCCAUCGAUUGCCGGUACAAUAUGAAACCGGUAUUGUGGCGUAGCACUGCCGGUCAAACAUUUGGCCGACGAACAAUGCUGAAUGAACGAAUCUAUAUGAGUGGAACUUGUGAGUUGGUUAUACAGGCGGUAGAACGAAACGAUUCGGGUAUCUAUCAGUGUUUUAUUCGUGAUCCACACAAUCCAGCUGUAUGGCAUCGAACACCGAAACUGGCGUAUCGUUUAAGAGUGGAGAAAGCCAAUUACAAAUUGCCCGAUUGGAACGACAUGUUGAUCGGGUUAUUCGUUCUGACCGGUUGGUCCAUAUGCAUUCUCGUCCUGUGGAUUAUACUGUUAAUUUUCAAUCAACAAGUGCAUCUCAAUGCAAUGGCUGUGGCCAAAGCACGUCAGAAUAGGAAUCGUGAAAUGGCCGGGAUUGCGACUGAUUUUCCCGUUGACACUGAAUCACCGGUUUGA